Molecule: messenger RNA, 1342 nt
Organism: Wyeomyia smithii (pitcher-plant mosquito)
Lineage: Eukaryota; Metazoa; Arthropoda; Insecta; Diptera; Culicidae
Product: RNA-binding protein 34-like
Exons: 4
Coding region: 135-1280 (381 amino acids)
Molecular function (GO): RNA binding
Source: RefSeq, a predicted model, not a curated record
AGCGAAUCACCCCUUGCAUUUUGAAUUUGAAGACAUGUCUUCCAAUCUGGCAUCGCUGCCGACAGGCAAUACGAACUGACAAGUUCGUAAAACGAUCUACAGGCGGAAAUAUUAACACAUUUUUUAUAUUUACCAUGGGAAAAGUGACAAAAACUAAAAUAUGUGAAAAAGGAGGCCUCGUUAACGCAAAAGAAAAAGCUUCUUUAUUUCAACAAGUACACAAAAAUCCAAAAGUUACUUAUAUAAAAAAGGCCACAAAAAAAAUUAGCGAAGGUUUCGAAAGUGCUACUUGCGGCUUGAAAAGAAGCGAUAAAACCGGUAAUCCACUAGCGAAAGAAAAGGGUAUUCCUCAGUUAAACCAUUCUCAAAAGGCAAACACCAAAAAAAAUACAGAAAAAAGCUUAAAACUAGAUACAGACAAAGAUGUUUUGACUUCCGAAAGUGAAUCUGAUUCUGAGGUUGUCAUUUCAAACCCAAAUGAACUUACAAAUUUGAAGGAAAAACAUUUUAGAGGAACUGAACAUUCUGUUUUCGUAGGUAAUUUGCCUAAAGCCACGAAAAAAUCUGCAGUAAAACAAAUAUUUAAACCUUUUGGUAAAAUAUUAACCGUGCGAUUUCGAUCAUUGGAUGGUGAAGUACUGUUAAAAAAAAAAGAUCGUGAAACGGCAAAAGCGUUAAACUGUUAUGUUCGCUUUGAAACUAAGGAAGAGGCACAAGCAGCUUGUACCAUGAAUGGACACAACUUUGAGGGCCAUCAUCUUAGAGUGUCAUUACAAUCACAAAAACAACUAGGACACCACACUUCAACAGUUUUUGUUGGAAAUAUACACCGUGAUACUACUGAUAAUGAGUUAUACGAUUUCUUUAGCAAGGUCGGUGACAUCGAGUAUGUACGACAGAUUUCUGGAAAAUACAUUGGUUAUGUGUGUUUCAAAAAAGGUGUUUCCAUUGCAAAAGCCCUAAAACUCAACCAACAACUGCUGAACGGACGCCCACUCCGGAUCAUGAAGGUUGAUCAACGCCAUCAAAACACAAGAAGAAAUAAAAAAGGCAAUCUACUGAAGAAAAACGUGGUAGCCACAGGUGACAUGACGCCUGGCAAAAUUGAUGAUCGUAUGCUUUCGAAAAACAAAUCGAUGGAUGGUUUUCGCGGAAAUCUUGCGAAAGCCAAGAGAGGCCCGAAGCAGGUGACGAAAACUAAUGCUGAGCGUAAGAAAAAAAUGCUAGCCAUGAAGUUAACCGGAAACGGCAGAGGGAAAUCGAAAAGAACUUUAUAUUGAAUAACAUAGUGUUUAUAUUACUACAGUGAAAUAAAAGAAUUGCAUUACUUCGAUUAGUCAAA